AUGGCAGCGCAGUACGUCCUGACCUUUGUCGCUCUGAUCUUAGUUUCUCUGCCUUCGGCACUCGGGAUCUCUAAUGGGAAUAUCGAGGGAUAUAGUAUAAAUGGUAAAGUUAGAUUUCCAGGAUUCAGUGCAACUGGAUUUGGCCUCCCUGCUAAAAUCGCAAAUGUCAAAAUUAUUCUCAACGGUGGUCAAAAAGUCACCUUCCUAAGGCCUGAUGGAUAUUUUUCAUUCCAUAAUGUGCCAGCAGGAACUCAUCUCAUUGAAGUGGCUGCUAUCGGCUUUUUCUUUUCUCCAGUCCGAGUUGACGUGAGUGCAAGAAAUCCUGGUAAGGUCCAAGCAGCUUUAACGGAAAACAGGAGAGUACUUAGCGAGCUUGUCUUAGAGCCAUUGAGAGAGGAACAGUAUUAUGAGAUACGAGAACCUUUCUCGGUUAUGUCCAUCGUGAAAAGCCCUAUGGGCUUGAUGAUUGGAUUUAUGGUAAUUGUGGUGUUUUUGAUGCCGAAACUAGUGGAUGCCGAAGAAUUAAAACGAGCCCAAGAGGAAAUGGGCAACCAAGGUGUUCCUUCAAUUGCAAACUUUUUAGCUGGAGCACAGAGGCCGAAUUAG
This is a messenger RNA of Striga hermonthica, 606 nucleotides long. Lineage: Eukaryota; Viridiplantae; Streptophyta; Magnoliopsida; Lamiales; Orobanchaceae. The record is from the annotation of a GenBank genome assembly.